AUGCCACCCGUGACACGUAUCUGCGCUUGGAAAUACAAGGAUUCCGUAAGCGCUGAGAAGCGCCGCGAGAAGCUCGACGGCCUCAUGAAGGUCUAUGAUGAGCUCAAGAACCUCACCAACUAUGGUCCUGUCGGAGGAAAGGAUAUAUCGGGCCUUGGACAGAGUCACGGUUACGAUAUAGCGUAUGUCGUCGAAUACAAGAGUCAGGAAACUACAGCCGAGUUCAACGCCAGCCCGGUUCAUCUGGGAUACGCUGCUACCUUGACGCCGCUCAUCGACGGUCUCUUCGUGUAUGAUCUGAUCAAAGGCGAUUAUGGUGUUUAG
This is a messenger RNA of Peniophora sp. CBMAI 1063, 324 nucleotides long. NCBI's taxonomy places the organism in Eukaryota, Fungi, Basidiomycota, Agaricomycetes, Russulales, Peniophoraceae. The record is from the annotation of a GenBank genome assembly.